AUGAGUCAAUCAUGCGAAGCCACGCGGCGGAGGCCCACAAGACUUGACUACAACGUGACGCAGGUUCAGGUCCUUUGCUGUGAACGCUACGAUCGCCGCCAUGAAUCCUUUGCUGCUAUCGCGGCCUCUCCUCUCGUGGUGCCUUCUGGCCAUCCUUUUCACGGCGACCAGCGGGUGCCUUUCCCACGAGCGGGCGGCGCUCCUCGCAUUCAGAGCCGGAAUGAACUACAGCCUCACUCUCCGUGCACGGCUCUCUUCUUGGGUCCUCCUGCUCACGGCGAUUGCUGCAGUUGGCCGGGAGUCAUCUGCCACCCCACCACCGGCCAUGUGAUCAAGCUGAAGCUGAGGAAUUCCAGUCCGCCACCGGAUGAUCCUCCCGCAGCAUACGACUACAAUGCCUCUCCGCAGCAGGUUCUCGAGAUCAACUCGUCGUUGCUUGCUUUAACUGAGUUGAAGUACUUGGACCUCAGCUCCCAUGAUUUCCACGGAGUCCUCUUCCCGCAAUUCAUAGGCUCUUUUAAGGAACUGAGAUACCUCAACCUUUCUUCCUCGUACUUCACCGGAGGAAUUCCUCCUCAGAUAGGGAACCUCUCACGCCUCCGCUACCUUGAUCUCCAAUUUGCUUUGGACUCGCAUGUUGACACUCUCGAUUGGCUCACUCAAUUCUCUUCUCUCCAACACCUGGACCUCAGCGGCUUGGACUUGGCCCUCACCAAUGUGGCGUCUACUCUUUCGGCUAGCCUUAAGGUGCUGCGAAUGUCAGAGUGUGGGAUUAAUAGCUUCCCGAUUUCUUCCAGCCUUGCUGAUAACAUCACCUCUCUUAUCAUAUUUGAUCUGUCUGGUAAUCCCUCCCUCAUCUCUGUUUUGCCAGAGUGGCUCUGGAAUCUUAGUAGCCUCGCACACCUUGAUCUUAGUUAUUGUGCCUUUCGUGGUGGUAUUCCUGAUGCAAUUGGGGGGCUGCCCUCUCUCACUCACCUGGAUUUAUCAUUCAACCGUGAGCUCGAGGGUUCUAUUCCUGGUUCUAUGGCACAACUACGGAGAUUGGAGGAGUUGAGUCUGGGAGGUAAUCAACUGACAGGUAACUUUCCCAGUUGGAUUCAGCAAUUGACGAGUCUCACUACUCUUGAUCUGCAUGAGAAUUUACUUCAUGGUUUCAUACCUGGAAGUUUAGGAAAGCUUGGCAAUCUCACCGAAUUAGACCUUGGCGGCAAUUCCUUCCAAGGUGCCCUGUCGCUGGUCCACUUAGAUAAUCUAACAAAGUUGGAACUGCUAGAUUUGUCUUCCAACUCCCUUAAUAUAUCAGUCCACAAGAAUUGGAUUCCUCCGUUUCAACUUGAAGUUGCUGGAUUCGGAAAUUGUGAUUUGGGACCUUCUUUUCCACCAUGGCUACGACAUCAAACUCGUAUUAAGUUAUUAGAUUUGUCUGGAAAUGAGAUUGCAGGAGUUCUUCCUGAUUGGGUGUGGAAUAUUUCUCAGUUUUCUAUUGAUGAUUUGGAGCUCUCCGACAACAAUAUACAAGGCAAGCUGCCCAAUUUUCCAGAGCAUACCCAUUUAAAUAUGUUAAGAUUGGUUGACAAUCUAUUAGAAGGUCCAUUGCCGGACAAAUUACCAGUCGAACUCUCAACUUUGGUGCUCGACGGAAAUCACUUCUCAGGCCAAUUGCCAGUAUGGCCAUACGUUGGCUCUGUCUCACUUUCCAACAAUAAGUUUAGUGGAGCCAUAUCUUCGUCAGUCUGUCAAUGGACGAUGCUCUCUUUUCUUGAUCUUUCAAGCAACGAGUUUUCAGGUGAAAUUCCUCAUUGUUUGGGGGAGUCCCUCUAUGGCCUGGAGAUACUAAACUUGGACAACAACCUUCUUUCCGGAGAAAUUCCGACCACGAUAGGUUUUCUAACAUCCCUAGGAAUACUGCGAUUGAGUAGCAAUGGUCUCUCAGGCGGCAUUUCUCCAUCAUUGCAGAAAUGUUCCGAGUUAGUGCUACUUGAUCUCUCCAACAAUAAUUUCUCAGGGAGCAUACCGACAUGGAUGGGAGAAACAUUAUCAUCACUAGCAUUUCUCAUACUCGGUUCCAACCAUCUCUCCGGUUACAUCCCUCAGCAACUAGCACAUUCCGGAAAACUUCAAAUGUUGGGUCUCUCACACAACAAUUUGUCAGGAACCAUACCUCCCAACAUUUGGAACUUCAGUGCCAUGGCAUCAACGUCUCAAGUUCGGAAUGAAGAACUGGAGUACCUCGAAGUAGAACUAGAAAUGAAGGGCCAAAUGUUCUACUAUUCAUACAUUUCUGACCUUAUCAGAAGUAUUGAUCUUUCAUGCAACAACUUAGUCGGAGAGAUCCCUGAAGGAGUUGGAUAUCUUGCAGGGCUAAUUAAUUUGAACUUAUCCAUGAAUCACCUGAACGGGAGCAUUCCUCAAGAAAUUGGAAGGAUGGAGUCGCUAGAAUCUCUUGAUCUGUCCAACAAUGAACUUUCAGGCAACAUACCAGAGAGCCUUCCAUCAUUGCACUUCUUGAGCCAUUUAAAUCUGUCAUACAACAAUCUGUCAGGAAGGAUACCAUUUCUUCAGCAACUCCAAUCUCUCGACGAUCCAUCCAUCUAUGCAGGAAAUCCUGGAUUGUGUGGGCCGCCAAUUUCAAAGCUUUGUUCCAACACUAAAGUAAACCAGAGUGGUGAGCCACAUGAGACUAAUGCACACGAAGAAGGAUCUGAGUGGCUGUGGAUUUGGAUCAGCAUCGUGCUCGGACUUGUAAUGGGAUUUUGGACCUUCUGUGGCAUCCUCUUCUUCAAUAAGAAAUGGAGGUACGGAUAUUUUCAUAUGGUGGAUAGUUUGCAUGAUGGAGUCUUACUGCGAUUGGAGUUAUUACUUGCUCGUUUGCGCCGUCGAGAUUAA
This is a messenger RNA of Zingiber officinale, 2886 nucleotides long. RefSeq names its product receptor-like protein EIX1. NCBI's taxonomy places the organism in Eukaryota, Viridiplantae, Streptophyta, Magnoliopsida, Zingiberales, Zingiberaceae. Gene Ontology annotation, molecular function: protein binding. The record is from RefSeq and is a predicted model, not a curated record. Bases 1 to 2886 code for a protein of 961 amino acids. The transcript has 2 exons.